AUGGCAGAAUCAAAAGCAUUGGGAGGAUUGGUUCGCUCUACUAGCAAGGAAUCGAUAAUAUCCGCGAUUAGUCAUGUUGGUGAUUGGGAAAUUGGUGAUCGCUGUCAGAUUGGCGGAAGAAUGGGGAAUAUUGUAUAUAUUGGACCAGCAAAGUUUGCACCAGGUGAAUGGAUAGGUGUUGUCCUCGACCAUCCACUUGGGAAAAAUGAUGGUUCUGUUGAUGGACAUCGGUAUUUCUCUUGUGAACCAAAUCAUGGAUUAUUUUGUAAGGCUAGUAAAUUGAAACAUAUACAAUCAUCGAGCCUUUCAACUGAAACGUCGCAAAAUAAUCCAUUUUGCAAAGAAUACGGAUUGGAGAUCGGUGAUCGAGUUAUUGUAUCAGGUGGUAAAUAUGGAAGAUUGCGCUUUCUUGGAAAUACUGACUUUAAAGAGGGCGUUUGGGCUGGCAUUGAAUUAGAUCAACCAUUAGGUAAAAACGAUGGUAGCGUCCAGGGUAAGCGGUACUUUACAUGCAAAGCACCAUAUGGUUUAUUUGCAACUGCAUUAAAAGUUUCUCGUGCGCCCGAACAAACUUCUACUAAAUUCAAGAUAAAUUUAUCGUACGAAAAACCGCGAAUAAAAGAUAAAGCUGAAAUGAAAUUAUCCACAUCACAAUUCCGGAAUGUGUCACAAGGAGAAAAUGGUUAUGCAAAAUCAUACGUGUGUGAUGAGAAAAGCCAUGCAAUGCCGGAGGUGAGGUUAACGCCAUGCCGACCCAGCUGUGACUUUGCUAUUCGACAUACGAAAACGUCAGCCUUACGGCAACGUUCGGGUAGCCACGAGUCACUGUCGUCGAUUGGGGCAUCAUCGAUUGCAUCAUCACGAAUUUCUAAAUACAACUUCGCUACACCACGAUCCGUCCAGAGGCCAUUUAUUAUUUCGUCAACUAGAGGACAAGAAGAUUUAUUCAAAGCAAUUCAGGAGUCACUGAAAGAGAAGGAAACACAUUUGGAACAGAUGAUCAGAGAACGUGAUCUUGAACGGAAUGAGAUGGCAGCGUUGUCAAAUCGUUGUGAAUUGGCAGAAGCAAAAGCAACACAACUUGAAAGCACAAAAACUUUAACAGAUCAACAACUUGAGGCAUUAAAAGUUAUAUUGGAUGAAACUGAAGCAAAAUUUAAAGUAGCGGAUAACACCAUCAACAAUCUUACUAUUCAGUUGAAGGAAAAGAAAGAUGCUCUUGAAGACCUAACGUUUCGUUAUGAUGAGGAAAUAAUACUGAAAGCUGAAAUGGCGGAAAAAAUUGCCGAAUUGGAAAAAAGAAGUGUUAUUAAUAAGAGCGAGAAUGAAGGUACGACUAAGGUAAUGAUCGGCGAAAUGGAAAAAACGAAGUUACAAUUGGAAGAAUUGAAAAAACAAUGCUCCGCUUUUGAACAAGAAAAGCGUUCGAUAUGUGCUGGAAUGAAAAAUAUAUUAUCCAUCUAUAAACAGGAUUUUACGGAGUUAAUGCAGCUCCUAUCACCGAAUGAUGUUGUCGGAAGUAUGGAUGAAAAUGAAACAGAAGCGACCGAUGACGAUCGAGAUUUAUCGAAGCAGUUGGAAAUCAUUAUGAAAAAGUUGAAUUGUUUGAUGGAUCACAAUAAAGCAAUCAAAAAAGCAGUACAAGAAAAGCUUGAAAGUAAUAAGGGAGAAAUAAAAGAUUUGGCUGCUCAGCUUAAAAAUUUGAAUAAAUCGAUGGAUGAUAAGAUCGUUAGUACUUCACAAAAGGACGAAGAACUAACAGUAUGUCAGGAAACUGUUUAUCAGCUAAGAAAUGAGCUGGAAAAAGUUGAAAAACGUAGAGCAAAGCUGAAAGAAGCAUAUGAUGCGUUAGAGAUAUCGAAUAAUGCUCUCUUAAAAAAUUUUGAUCACUUAAAUAAGAAAAACGCUGAAAUGACGGGAAAAAUAGAGAGUGAAAAAAAAGAACAUAGCGCUGAAAUCACCAGACUAAAUGGAGAGCUACGAAAAGCGCAAAACGAUGCCAUCCAACUACAGGAACAGUUGAAAAAGAUGGAAAUUGAGAAAAUGGAAUUAAUGGAACUGCGAGAAUCCCUGGAAAAUAGCAACAGAGAACUUUUUCUAGAUACGAAAUCAUUGGAAUCACAGAAAACUGAAUUGGAGAGCGAGCUGAGACAGAAGGAAUCAGAGAAAGAAAUAUUAAAUUCUUCCUUGACAAAGAAAGAGGUAGAGCUUGCUUCGACAAAAUGCAAAAUCGAUGAUCUCACUGGUCAAAUCGAUAGACUUCGUGCCAACUUUUGUGAAGCAAGUUCCAGUGAUGAAAGUCUGAAAAAGGAGCUGGAAUUACUUCGUGAAGAAAACAAGAAAGAAAAUGAAGCGCAUAUUGUUCAAGUGGCACAACUACAAACAACCUUUGAAUCUCUCGAAAAGGAUUUAUUAGCAGCUAGAAAUAGCUUCCAAAGCUUAGAAAAUAUGCAUGACGCCCUGAAAAAUACAUUGGGAAAAACUCAACUUGAACUUGAGAAUUUAAAGGAAGAUUUUUCGUUUUCGCAACAAGAAUUGAUAGCUAAGCAAGAAAAAGUUACAAAGUUGCAACAGGAGAUAGUUUCUUAUGUCAGUACUGUGGAACAAUUACAAAGGUUGCAAAAAGAAGAAGCUGCAAAUCAUGCUAAAACUCAAUCCAAGUUACAGUCAGAGAAUAAUGCUUUACAGCAAAGAUUACGUGAUUUGGAAGCGGAAAACGAAACUCUUUUGAAAGAAAUGGCCAAAUCACAGAUAGAGAGUGCAAAAGUAGGAGAACGUUACGAAGCACUGACACAGUCAUUGAAAGGUCGUAUUAGCUUGGAUAGUGAUUAUAAAGAAAAGAUGCGAAAACUCGGGGCUGAAUUGAAAAGUAUAACGAAGUGUUUAAGUACUGUUGAUUGCAAAGGAGGUUCCUUAGAAGAAAAAAUUGGUAAUUUGUUGGAGGAAAAAAUUCAGCUGACAGAUGCAGAAAAGAGAUUGAAAAUAGAAAUUGAGAGGUUGGUGGCCGAAAAGGAAAAGCAAGCAUCUGAUUUAGCAAUGAAUGCUGUGAAGUUAUCUGAGCUUGAACAGGAACGCCAUACACUUGCUGCUUUACUAAAUAAGGUGGAAAAAGAACGAAACGACAAGGAUGUUGAAUUGAAUGUUUUGAAGAUGAAAAUGAUAAAUAUUAAAGAUGAAAACAAAAACAAAGAUGGGAUCAUAAAUUCAUUGGAAGCAGAAAUUACGAUGAGUAAAAAAGAAAACGAGAAAUUAAGCUUAAAAGUUUCGGAACUUAUGGCUGAUUUGUCUGUUAUCAAUGAAAAUUCCGUACAUGUUGAUGGAAUUAUCCAAAAGGAGGAUGGUAUCAGCACCGUCAAUAUUACACGGAACGAACAGUACAAAAUGGAGAUCGAUGCUUUGAGAGAAGAAAAGGAACAAGCUGUUAAUCAGAUAAAGUCGCUGAAAUUGAAGAUGUUUGAAUUAUCGAAGAAACAGGCAGAAAAUGAAGAAACGGUUUCAGAAGCAAAACAACGCAGCGCUUUGUUUGUCGAUUUUGAAGAAGAAUGGAAAAAAAAAGAAAUUGCAUAUGUGCAGAAAAUACAAGAAUUGAAGAUAGCAACUGGUAAAACAGAAACUGAAAAAAUUGAAGAAAUGAAACGUGAUAUAUCAUUUCUCAAUGAUAUCAUAGCGGAACAAUACAAGAAAGAGAAAGAUUUGAAGGAACAGAUCGCAAUUCUCAAUUCACUACCCGCAAAUGAAAUAAUGACGGAACUUCAACGUAAAACGACACAGAACGUCUCACUGCGAUUAUAUUGUGAUAUAUGUGAAGUAUUCGAUUUACAUGAUACCACUGAUUGUUCAACACAAGCAAUGGAUAUGGAAGAAGCAAUCCGAGACAAAGCCAAAAAGGUGAAACCGCCAGUCCGACCCUAUUGUGAGCAUUGUGAAGAAUUUGGACAUGAUACGGGUAAUUGCGCGAAAAUGCAAAUUGAAAAGCCGAAAUCGAAAGAUUAUACGUUUUGAUAGGAUCAUUUCUAGAUUGUGUAAAAAUCUCUUCGGUUUGCUCAACUGUAAUGAAUUUACGAUUCUUACUUAAUCAGUUAUGUGCUAGUUAUGUCAUAAAUGUGAGGUAUGGGGAAUUUCUGUUGUUUUAGAUUUGAUUUGUUUGAAGCUCG
Loa loa (African eye worm) is the source of this 4154-nucleotide messenger RNA. RefSeq names its product CAP-Gly domain-containing protein. The record is from RefSeq and is a predicted model, not a curated record. The transcript has 36 exons. Bases 1 to 4002 code for a protein of 1333 amino acids. NCBI's taxonomy places the organism in Eukaryota, Metazoa, Nematoda, Chromadorea, Rhabditida, Onchocercidae.